CGUCCGUCUUUCUACUCAAUCUUGCUUUCUGUGAUUUUGCGAUUGGCCUUGUUAUAAUGCCGUUAAUGGUGAACAAUCUACAGAAUGAUCGUUUGACAUUAGACGAGGAUGUUUGUUACGGAUUUGGGAUUUUAAACCAUUUGCUACAGUCUGCUUCGAUAUACACAGUGACAGUUAUAUCAGUGGACCGUUACGUUACAAUUAUUCAUUGUUUGAAACAAUCGUCUUGGUCACAGUAUAAAUAUAUCUUGGUACUUCUCCUCUUUGUUUGGACAGCCUCGUUUUCAGUUACAUUUCCGACACUUUAUAAAGAUUACGGACACAUAACUUAUGAUUCAGAACGAUAUGUGUGCGUACCAAACUGGGAAAAGAAAGGGCAUAUUAUACUAAUUAAUGCGCUUUGUUUGUAUAUAAUACCAAUUUUUAUCAUGGCAUUUUGUUAUAUAAAAAUAAUAGGAGUUGCAAGAGACCAUGCAAGAAAAAUUAGUGACAUGAGUAGACAAAUUAACAAAAAUGUAUACGACAGAGGGCAAAACAACUCAGGAGUAUUUGGAACAGAAAUGAUAGGUUCGGUUCAUAAAAUUUCGAUGAUCAGUUUUCCAUUAGGCAAAAGCGUCAAACCAAUCAAUGAUGGUUUUCUUCAAAUGUCUCACAGAGUGAGCGAGAGAAGUUUGUCACGAUUUGAAAGGGAAGCACGUGCAGCAGUACGCUUAGUAGGUCUAGUUAUAUCUUUUUUAUGUUGCUGGACACCAUAUUUGGCUAUAAACUGUGCCUUAGGAUAUGGUUAUCCGAAAGAAUCUAUACCGAAAUGGCUUUUGGGACUAUCUGUUUGGUUAUUAUUUUUUCAUUCUGCAUUUAAUCCGUUUUUGUAUGCAAUUAUGAGCAAGAGAUUUCGAUUUGCAUUGAAAAGACUUCUAUCAAAAUGGUUUCGUUCAAUGAUUCGAGCUGAGCCUGAUUUAAAUUGUUCUGAGGUAAGAUCAAAAUGGAACGAUACAGAAAAUAUGUUUAAAACUGUUUCUAUGGCGGCUCACGCCAAACGAAUGACCAAGCUUAAUACUAUACACGAGGCUCCCAAUAAUAAACUCAGUAUUACGAAUUUAGACAAUGAUGAGAUAAAUGUCCAUAGGUUGUCAGGAAUGUCAAAAUGGAAAUCAACAACAACUCCUCAGACAGACUUGUAUCUUUCUGUUCCACAAAAGUCAUUCACAAAUGGAAAGGGAGCAUUACGUAUUGAAACGAUCAAGUGUGAUAACAAUGGCGAUGAGACAAUAUCCUCCAGGAUAAUCAAAGUCCAUGAAUGCAGUACGCAAGAAUUAGCAGACGCAAACAAUGCCUCUAGUAAUAUAGGCAUUGAAUCAACAUCUGCAAGAAUCAUUCGUGUCAGUGAAUGUAGCAAUCAGGAAUCGUCUAAACCUUCGGAUAGUACAAAAAUAAGAAUUUGCGUAGAUUUUACACCUUGA
Mytilus trossulus (common blue mussel) is the source of this 1460-nucleotide messenger RNA. RefSeq names its product 5-hydroxytryptamine receptor 7-like. The record is from RefSeq and is a predicted model, not a curated record. Bases 57 to 1460 code for a protein of 467 amino acids. Lineage: Eukaryota; Metazoa; Mollusca; Bivalvia; Mytilida; Mytilidae. Gene Ontology annotation, molecular function: G protein-coupled receptor activity. The transcript has 2 exons. Gene Ontology annotation, biological process: G protein-coupled receptor signaling pathway. Gene Ontology annotation, cellular component: membrane.